GCCAGCCGCUGCCUGGCCCCUCGGUGUCUUCCUACUCCGCCGUCUUCUCCUGCUGCGACGUCCUUUUCCAUCUCAUCUCACCUCCAGAGACGAUACUGCUGAGACGGGCCUUGGGUCCAUUGGGCUAUUGCUGCCUAGUGCCGAACAAGGGUCUCCACCACCCGAAGGGAUAAAAUUGUGGAUUAGAAGAAAGUCUUGUGUGACCAGGGGAACAGGACUUAGGAAGCAGUUGGUUUGAAGUAUAAUCCCGCAUCCAUUGCUAUCUAGAAAAUGUCUUAUGGAUCCAUUGAUGGGAGUGGAUUUGGGAGCAGGAAUCCGUUUGGCGGCCCUUCGAGACAAGGCUAUCAACCUCUCGCCACCCAGAUUGAUCCCAGCGAACUACAGGAACUUUUUCAGGAGACUUCAGCCAAUGUCUUCCGAAUUAACUCCAAUGUGACCUCUCUGGAAAGAAGCCUUCGAUCUCUGGGGACCUCAAAUGAUACUCAAGAGCUGCAGGAUGGACUGCAUGCAACCCAGCAGGAGACUAAUAAAACCAUCACGACUAGCACCAAAGCCAUCAAGCAGCUGUCUGAGGUUGUUAGAGGCUCAUCCAGGCAAGAGCGACUUCAGCUGGACAGGCUGAAGAACCAGUUGUCUGAUGCCAUCCAGAGAUACGGAGCUGUGCAGAAGAAAAUAGCAGAGAAAUCCAAAGCUUUGCUUCCUACUGGGCAGAGAAGUACCAAACAGCAGAGUCCUAGGACCCCCUUCUCUGACCUACCUGACGAUGAGAAGAUCUUUAACAGGGGAGAUGGCAUGUGGCAGAACCAGAGCCAGGAUCAAGCCUUGCUUUCGGAAAUCACAGAAGAGGAUCUGGAGGCCAUCCGUCAGCGGGAAGAGGCCAUUCAGCAGAUUGAGAGUGACAUGUUGGAUGUGAACCAGAUCAUUAAAGACCUGGCCUCCAUGGUGCAUGAGCAAGGAGACGCAAUAGAUAGUAUUGAAGCCAACAUUGAGACUGCAUCUUCUAAUGUAGAAUCAGCCAAUGAGCAGUUGGCAAAAGCCAGUCAGCACCAAGUAAGUGGGCCUAAAAAACCCUACGGAUACAUUCAGUAAUAGUAUUUAAAAUAAAGAGAACACUUGGCGGC
Molecule: messenger RNA, 1121 nt
Organism: Aptenodytes forsteri (emperor penguin)
Lineage: Eukaryota; Metazoa; Chordata; Aves; Sphenisciformes; Spheniscidae
Gene: TSNARE1
Product: t-SNARE domain containing 1
Exons: 12
Coding region: 271-1089 (272 amino acids)
Biological process (GO): vesicle-mediated transport; intracellular protein transport; vesicle fusion
Cellular component (GO): endomembrane system; membrane; SNARE complex
Molecular function (GO): SNARE binding; SNAP receptor activity
Source: RefSeq, a predicted model, not a curated record